UCACCGCCUCCAUUUUCGGCCAGGUCUUGCCUCCACUUUUCCCUUCCGCCGCUCAUCUCCUCGUCGCGAUGACCUCGCGCGAGCCCUAUUCGCAAGCACCUGUUCCGCGUCACUAGUCCCGACCGACCCACGUUCCGCCCUCUCAAGCUACGCUACGCCACCCUAGUAGAAAUAGGGGCUUCUCGGGGUCACGACUCACGAGCACUGUACAGUAUAGCGGAUGUGUACAGUAUAUGUAGUGUUGUUGUGUAUUUAGCGGGCAUCGGUUCAGCGAAACCUUUGAAUGCCGCCGAGAAUCAGCAUAGCGGAGGAACUCACGAAGUUUCGAGCUUUUCGCUCAUAGUAGAUUCCCGCCAAGCAUCUCCAGAAACCGGCCUAGCGUCGCAGGAACCUGCCUAGCGUCGCAGGAACCCGUCAGGCAUCGCAGAACCCGGCCUAGUAUCGCAGGAACCCGCCAAGCGUCGCAGGAACCUGUCUAGCGUCGCAGGAACCCGCCAAGCAUCGCAGAAACUGGCCUAGCGUCGCAGAAACCCGCCAAGCGUCUCAGGAACCUGCCUAGCGUCACAGGUACCCCCCAAGCAUCGCAGAAACCGGCCUAGCGUCGCAGGAACCUGCCCAUCGUCGCAGGAAGCUGCCUAGCGUCGCAGGAAGCUGCCUAGCGUCGCAGAAACCCGGCAAGCGCCGCUGAAACUCGCCAGCUCGCAGAACCUAGCCGAGCGCCGAAGCAAUCUGCCAAGCGUCGCUGAAUUCGACCAGGCGUCGCCGAAAUUCGCCAUCGGUCGCUGAAACCCGCCAAGCGUCGCACAAACACGCCAGGCGGCAUCGCAGAAGUCGGAGCCGAGCGUCGCAAGAGCAGAUACUCAAUAGAAUCCCUGGCGGGACGGGGGUGCGAGUGGGAAAAUCGAUACUUGGAAGACUGCUGAGUGACUGUACACGACCGUGCUUAUAUCGAGGCCGCAGAAUGGGGCGUGGGAAGAUCGAGAUUCGGAAGAUUGACAACGCGACGACGCGGCAAGUGACCUUCUCGAAGCGCCGCAACGGACUGCUCAAGAAGGCGUACGAGCUGGCCGUGCUGUGCGACGUGGAGAUCGGAGUGAUAAUCUUUUCCGCCACUGGCAAACUCUUCCAAUACGCCAGCACCAACAUGGACAGCAUAGUGGAGCGGUACCGGCGGCUGGCCCUGGAGACGGGAAAGGACCCUCGCCCACCGUGGCAGCAGCAGAACCCGCCGCAGAGCACUGGUCUUGGGGCGCAGCACGGGCAGCACAACAAGCACGGCAAAGAGAAGCCCGGCCAACUGCAGGCAAGGACGCAGCAGCAGCAGCAGCAGGAGCAGCAGGAGGGCGAGGCGAAGGAUACGCUUCAUGGAGUGCUGACCCUCAAGAAGGCAGCAGAGCCACAGCCACGCGACUUGGAGCUGUCGAGGCUUCAAGCGGAGCAAUCACGGGCCCUUGUUCCGCUGGACACGUCAGCAGAAUCAUUCGAGGGCCUGGGAUUGGAGGAGAUGAGACAGCUGGAGAAGCAGCUGGAGGCCAGCCUGUCUCGACUGCGGGAGAGAAAGGAGGAGCUUUUCAACCGAACCAUCUCCGAGCUCAAGUCUCGGCUGGAGGGUCGGAGCAAGGCAGAGGCGGCAGCAGCGGCUGAUGCUGGGGGUGGGGGCAAGGGGUAUGGGGAGGAGGAUGGGGAGGGGGAUGGGGAGGAGGAUAGGGAUGAUGACGACUGCAGUGAGGGUGAUGGCGAUGGUGAUGGCGACGCCGGUGGGGCUGUAAUACCUUCGGCAGGCGUGGGGGAGGAUGGCGGGGUGAUUGGGCUGCAUGACAGUGAUUCCGAUGCUGAUGAGGACGAUGAGAACAUGGACGAUUCAGCUGGCGCCUCUCGGCACGCCCAUGCCAUGCCGACCCAUCCGUUGACCCGCCUGUCCCGCCCGCACAGCUAUUCGCGUAACAGUUCACAUGCACAUGGCAGCACGAGUGCACAUGGCAACUCCCUUGCACCAACUCACCACUCUGCACCGCUUUUCACCGUUGAUACACCGCACCAUGCUCCGCUCUAUCCCCACCGACACUCGCUCGCACUGGCCGGCUCGGCUGCUGGUGCUGGUGCUGGUGCUGGUGCUGGUGCUGGUGCUGGUGCUGGUGCUGGUGCUGGUGUUGGUCCUGGUGCUGGUGCUGCUGCUGCUGCUGCUGCUGCUGCUAUUGUUGCCAGCUGUGACGAUGCUGCUGCUGCUGCUGCCAGCGGAGUGGCAGCGCUGGCAGAGGCAGCUCGGACUAUGGUCAAGCAGGAAGCGCUAGAGGCAGCAGCAGGCGAAACCGAAGCUGCUGCUGCUGCAGCCAUUCCUCCUGCCGCCGCUGUUCCUGCUCUCGACGCAGCUGUAGCAUUGGGGAUGGCCCGUGAUAAUGCCGAGGGGACAUUCAGUGAUGAUGCAGCAGGUGGUGCAGCAGCAGCUGUAGCAGCAGCCGGUGGUCAUGCGGAUAUGGCAGUGCGGUCAGCAGUAGGAGACAGUGCGGCUAGGGAGCGUUCCUUUGGAGGGUCGACCGUCGGGGUGUCAAACAACCGGGAUGUGAACGGUGGUAUAUCAGGCGAUGGGUAUUCAAGGGACCAAGCCCCGCUGCAAAGGAAGCGCAGGGGUGAGGAGCAGCUGACGCAGGAGAAAACGAAGCUGCUGAGAAGGUUCCAGAUGGGGCAAGGGGGGGGUGAUCAGGGGAGGGAGAUCGAGCAGCAGCAAGAAGGGAGUUGGCAGUCCAGGGUGCACGGAGGGGACUCGGCAGAGCGUGGCACGGGCUGGGCAAGUAGCGCACCUGCUCACCCUCGCACAGCCUCACUCGCCUCCAGGUGUGGUGGUGCUGCUGAGGAGGCUCUGGAGGGAGUCAGCAGGGAUGGUGUGUCUUGGCCUGCUGCUGCCGGCAUGCCGCAUGCCACGGCAUUUGAGUUGGACCGACAGGUGGGUGGAGAGAGGGCGGAGAGGGCGGAGGGGAGUGGUCCUUGGCAGCGCCUGUUCUUCCACCACCAGAUCCAGCAGCUGCGGCAGCAGGCCGUGCAGCAGCAGGUGCAAGGGCAGCAGCAGACGCAGCAACAGCAACGGCAGCACCAGCAGGAGCAGCAGCAACAGCAUGAGCAACAGAAGCAGCAAGAGCUACAGCAACAAAUGCAGCCGCAGCAGCAGCAGCAGCAGCACUUGUUGCAGCCAUGGACGCAACAGCAUUGGCUGGCAGGCUUGCGCGACCAACAGGUGUUGUUGCGAGGGGGGCAAUCCAGAGGGCAAGGAGCAUGCGGAUCUCAGGCAGGGGAGCAGGGGACAGGGGCAGAGGGCAGGAGGGAGGAGCUGUCUGCUGCGAUUCAUGGCAACCGCAUGCACACACAGCAGCAACAGCAGCAACAGCGGCAGCAGCGGGAAGAGGAUUUGAGGCAUGGUGCACCUAACAGCAGCAGUGCGCCUAAGGACAACGUCCCGCAAGCACUUGGGAAGAGGCAGCUGGGGCUCUUCUCGUUGCUCUCUGCUUCCACCAUGCCUGCUUCUCCCAUUGUGAACAGUGCAUUUCCAGAAGUGAACAGUGCACUCCCUGCAAUGAACAGUGCUUUCCCGGCAGUAAGCAGUGCGUCCUUUGCAGCUGCAAGUGCCCCACAGAAGCACAGGGGGCUGCCUCAAACCGACCUUAAUAUCGGGCUCUACAGUGCUUCAGAUGAUGAGGGCCUCACACCAUAUGAAGGGCCGUACUAGUUUUUCAGUAUUCGUUUCAUUAUUUCAAGUUUCUGAUGCGAUCACAAGGGUCCUGGCCUGGGUCUUAGAAUAAUGGAAUGAUCAGACAAGAGGAUACAGGGUGGUUUUGUGCUAGUGUGUUGUACUCUCUAAGAGCACGCACCUAUCUGGCCUAUAACAACAUAUAAAUAUAAGUUGACACU
Messenger RNA from Closterium sp. NIES-67, 3900 nucleotides. NCBI's taxonomy places the organism in Eukaryota, Viridiplantae, Streptophyta, Zygnematophyceae, Desmidiales, Closteriaceae. The record is from the annotation of a GenBank genome assembly.